Tarenaya hassleriana is the source of this 3071-nucleotide messenger RNA. RefSeq names its product aconitate hydratase 1. Gene Ontology annotation, molecular function: aconitate hydratase activity; 4 iron, 4 sulfur cluster binding. Gene Ontology annotation, biological process: citrate metabolic process; tricarboxylic acid cycle. The coding region runs from base 137 to 2836 and encodes 899 amino acids. The transcript is spliced from 20 exons. The record is from RefSeq and is a predicted model, not a curated record. Gene Ontology annotation, cellular component: cytosol; mitochondrion. Lineage: Eukaryota; Viridiplantae; Streptophyta; Magnoliopsida; Brassicales; Cleomaceae.
UCUGACCGUUUUGCGACUACAAAUAAAAAAAGAAAAAAUCUCCGUCUGGACCCCUGAAGCCUCACCAACUCCGCCAUCUCUCUCUUUCUCUCUUCAGAUCUUUGCUCGCUAAUUCCCUCGUGCUCCAUCAUCAUCCAUGGCUUCCGAGAAUCCCUUCCACAGCAUUUUCAAGACCCUUGAGAGGCCUGACGGCGGCGAGUUUGGGAAGUACUACAGUUUGCCUGAUCUGAACGAUCCCAGAAUCGAUAAACUUCCGUAUUCGAUUAGGAUACUUCUCGAAUCGGCUAUACGUAACUGUGAUGAGUUUCAAGUUAAGAACAGAGAUGUUGAGAAGAUACUUGACUGGGAGAAUUCUGCCCCCAAGCAGGUUGAGAUUCCGUUCAAACCUGCUAGGGUGCUCCUUCAGGAUUUUACCGGUGUUCCUGCGGUUGUCGAUCUUGCUUGUAUGAGAGAUGCCAUGAACAAGCUCGGCGGUGAUUCUAACAAGAUUAAUCCACUGGUCCCUGUAGAUCUUGUCAUUGAUCACUCGGUUCAGGUUGACGUUGCAAGAUCAGAAAAUGCAGUGCAGGCAAACAUGGAACUUGAGUUCCAGCGUAACAGGGAAAGGUUUGCUUUUCUCAAAUGGGGUUCAAAUGCAUUUCACAACAUGCUUGUCGUACCCCCUGGAUCUGGGAUUGUGCACCAGGUCAACCUCGAAUACCUUGCCAGAGUUGUAUUCAACACAAAUGGAGUCCUUUACCCAGACAGUGUUGUUGGAACAGAUUCUCACACCACCAUGAUUGAUGGACUUGGUGUUGCUGGAUGGGGAGUUGGCGGUAUAGAGGCAGAAGCUGCCAUGCUUGGUCAGCCAAUGAGCAUGGUCCUGCCUGGUGUUGUCGGUUUCAAACUAACUGGAAAAUUAAGAGAUGGAGUGACAGCGACUGAUUUAGUCUUAACAGUGACUCAGAUGCUGAGGAAACAUGGAGUAGUCGGAAAGUUUGUCGAAUUCCAUGGGGAAGGGAUGAGGGAAUUGUCUCUAGCCGACCGUGCUACAAUUGCCAACAUGUCUCCUGAGUAUGGUGCGACCAUGGGAUUUUUUCCCGUGGAUCAUGUCACUUUGCAGUAUCUUAAGUUGACUGGCAGAAGUGAUGACACUGUCGCAAUGAUAGAAUCCUAUUUACGGGCUAAUAAGAUGUUUAUAGACUACAAUGAGCCUCAAAGUGAGAUAGUGUACUCCUCUUGUUUGGAACUGAAACUCGAGGAUGUGGAACCUUGUAUAUCUGGGCCCAAGAGGCCACAUGACCGUGUUCCUAUCAAGGAAAUGAAGGCAGACUGGCAUGCUUGCUUGGAUAACAGAGUUGGGUUCAAGGGGUUUGCUAUACCAAAAGAAGCGCAGAACAAGGUUGUUGAUUUCGAUUUUCAUGGAACUCCAGCUCAGCUUAGACAUGGGGAUGUUGUUAUAGCGGCAAUCACUAGUUGCACAAACACCUCUAACCCUAGUGUAAUGCUUGGUGCUGCCUUGGUUGCAAAGAAGGCUUGCGAACUGGGACUGGAGGUCAAACCAUGGAUUAAAACUAGCCUUGCCCCUGGUUCUGGGGUUGUAACCAAAUAUCUGCAAAAGAGUGGCUUGCAGAAAUACUUGAAUCAGCUUGGCUUCAAUAUAGUGGGUUAUGGGUGUACGACAUGCAUAGGGAAUUCCGGGGAUAUUGAUGAAGCUGUGGCAUUAGCCAUAGCUGAUAAUGACAUGGUGGCUGCGGCUGUGUUGUCGGGCAACAGGAACUUCGAGGGACGUGUACACCCGUUGACCCGAGCUAACUAUCUUGCUUCCCCUCCACUUGUUGUAGCCUAUGCCCUUGCUGGAACUGUUGACAUAGAUUUUGAGACAGAGCCGAUUGGAACAGGGAAAGAUGGCAAGCAGAUAUUUUUUAGGGACAUCUGGCCAUCUAACAAUGAAGUGGCUGAGGUUGUACAAGCUAGCGUGCUUCCUGAUAUGUUUAAAGCUACAUACCAAGCAAUCACCAAAGGAAAUUCCAUGUGGAAUCAGUUGUCAGUCCCAUCCGGCACUCUCUAUGCCUGGGAUCCAAAAUCAACUUACAUUCACGAGCCUCCUUAUUUCAAGGACAUGACCAUGUCUCCUCCUGGCCCGCACAGCGUGAGGAACGCUUACUGUUUGCUCAAUUUCGGAGACAGCAUUACAACCGAUCACAUCUCUCCAGCUGGUAGUAUUCACAAAGACAGUCCUGCAGCAAAGUACUUGAUGGAACGAGGUGUAGACAGAAGAGACUUCAACUCUUAUGGAAGCCGACGUGGUAAUGACGAGAUUAUGGCCAGAGGUACCUUUGCCAAUAUCCGCAUUGUCAACAAGCUCUUGGGAGGAGAAGUCGGGCCCAAAACAAUUCACGUCCCUAGUGGAGAGACGCUUUCCGUCUUUGAUGUUGCCAUGAAAUACAAUAGUGAUGGACAAGACACCGUCAUUUUGGCUGGUGCUGAAUAUGGAAGCGGAAGUUCUCGUGACUGGGCCGCUAAGGGUCCGAAGCUUCUGGGGGUGAAAGCCGUGAUAGCGAAAAGCUUUGAGAGGAUUCACAGAAGCAACUUGGUGGGUAUGGGGAUCGUUCCUCUCUGUUUCAAGGCAGGGGAAGAUGCCGAGACUCUCGGCCUGACUGGCCACGAGCAGUACAACAUCGAGCUCCCGAGCAAUGUCGGCGAAAUAAAACCCGGACAGGACGUGACCGUCGUUACAAACAACGGAAAAUCCUUCUCGUGCACCCUCCGGUUCGACACAGAGGUGGAGUUGGCGUAUUUCAACCACGGAGGAAUCUUGCAAUACGUUAUCCGCAAUCUGAUUGGUUCAAAGUGAUGAAACUCAAGCGGAAGAGCCUUUGUCCGAAUCUGAUGCAACUCUUUUAUCCACAAGGUAAGAUUUCAUUUUCAAGGGGAACGACUAAGAUGAAGACUUUGCGCGUUGUUAAUUUUUUUUUUAAUCUUCGCUGUUUGGGAAGGACUUGCUCGUUUGUUUUGAAGUGAUGAUGCUGCUUCAUGUUUUCUGAAACCAUUUUCUUUUCCUAAUAAAAUGCUUUUACAUUAGCCUGUUA